GGCACAGGAGCGGCAGGCAAGAGAGGCACAACAAGCGGAGGAGGAGAGAGAGAGAUGGGAGGAGGAGAGGAAGACCAGAGAGGACGAGGAGAGAAGGACAAAGGAGAGACGUUGGAAAGACAUGCAGGAUCAGCUGGACCGAGAGAGAGAGGAGGCGUGUCUGCGUGCUUACAGGGAGACAGAGAGGAAGAGGCAGGAGAGAGAACUGUUGCAGAUACAGGAGGAGCAGGAGAGACUGCAGAGGAAGAAGCGGAUUGAGGAAAUCAUGAAGAGGACACGUAAGAGUGAGACGGACUCCUUAUGCCCAGGUGUGUGUGAGGUGAACGGGGGCCAGGCAGGACAUGUCAGGGAGUUGGAUCAGGACGAGUCCCCCAUCAUCACGCUGGGACCCCUGGAGAGUAAGAGCUGUGGAGGGGACGAGCUGUCUGACGGGGUACAGUCUAUGGACGUCAGUCCAGUGUCCAGGGAUGAGUUGGGUAGCGUUCAGGAGUUCUCUCCCAUCAGCGAGGGGUUAAACAGCAUGAGUAACACUCAUACCCUAGAGCACCUCCUGGAUCUCACCGCCCAGCCAGAAACGUCCCUUUACCCCAUGCUGCAGGCCGGCAGUGCUGCAGCCCUGGGAGACCUCAACAAGAACCUGCUGAUACAGGAUUAUAACCCCGCCUCCUUCACUAGCUCUUCCCCAAGCUCCGCCCAACUUCUCCACAGCCUCAGCCCUGGCAAACUGGACAUCUAGUAACCAGGGCGUUGGGUAGAACAACUAGCUGUUGGGUGCAAAGAGGAGCUAGGAGCAGCAAGGGGGUCUCUCCUCUCCUCCUACUUCCCCCCAUCAGAGAGAGACCAGCUCCUUGCACCUCCGCCCUCACCCUCUUUAGGGGAGAGACCCUCCCUAUGRACCCCCGGCUUCCACAGAGAACAACAACCGCUCAAUGUAUGGCUCGCCCUCAUCUAUACAACUCAACCACAGGAGGCUGCUGAGGGGAGGACGGCUCAUAAUAAUGUCCGGGAACGG
Salvelinus sp. IW2-2015 is the source of this 1012-nucleotide messenger RNA. RefSeq names its product MAP7 domain-containing protein 2. Gene Ontology annotation, cellular component: microtubule cytoskeleton. Gene Ontology annotation, biological process: microtubule cytoskeleton organization. Lineage: Eukaryota; Metazoa; Chordata; Actinopteri; Salmoniformes; Salmonidae. The record is from RefSeq and is a predicted model, not a curated record.